AUGCCUUACGCUGGACCUCUCCCAUCAUCAAAAAUUGUCUCUAUCCCUUCUGUUAAAGAUAUUUUAUCUACUUCACCUCAAUUAUCAACAUCUCCAAGACGAAAAUCAUCUCCUGAAAUAUAUUCAAGAAAAUUAUCUCUCAAAGUUGAUUUAUCAUCCACUCAACAACAAUUCAUAUCAGAAAUGUCCCCAUGUUUAUUAAGAAAAAAGAGUGGUGAAAUAAUAAAACCUUCACUUAAAAGGGGUAAAUCUGAACCAGUUACUCCAACUUUCUCUUGUUUUCCUAAAUAUGUUCGUUUUGAUUCAACAAACCUUGAACAAGUAAAAUUAUUUGAUGGAGCUAAAAGACCACAAGCUGUUAGUGCUGAAGCAUCAUCAGAUGAAGAUACAGAUAAUAGUGAUGAAUUUGAUUUUUCCAUUCCAACCUUACCACAAAUAACUACGGAACAUUGUUCAAAAUAUGUAUUUGUUGAAUCCAUCUUUUUAUCAACUGAUAAAAGAAAACUUCAAGGUCGUGUUCAUGUAAAAAAUAUCGCAUUUCAAAAAAUUGUUCGAAUUCGAUAUACUUUUGAUUUUUGGCAAACUGUAUCAGAAGUUACUGCGAAAUAUGCAACAACAUCGACAACAAAUGUUGAAGGAGGAACAACAAGUUCUCCACCUGCAAUUACAAAAAAUAUGACUAAAAAGUCAAAUAGAUAUGAUUUUAGUGUUUCACUAUCAGCAGCUAAGAAUUUAACUCCAACUACACCACUAACACCAGGAGAUGAUCCCAUUCAUCAAUAUUUUCCCACAAUUUCAUAUGGAAAUGAAAAUUAUAAUUCAUUCUUUCCUGGUAAUUAUAUUGAUGGUAUGCCGAGUACAACAGAAAUAUCAACUUCUUCAUGGGAUGACGUGAAAUCAUCAUCAAACCCAAUCGCUAUUCCUUCUACAAAAUCACCAAUUGGUUCAUCUGCUUAUUAUGAUUUAGUUAAUCAAUAUUGUUUUUAUCAAGGAUCCCCUUAUACCGCAGGUUCCCCAUAUGCUGGUUCCCCAUAUACCAGUUCCCCAUUUAGUUCUCAUUCGGUGUUGACAUAA
Messenger RNA from Diversispora eburnea, 1074 nucleotides. NCBI's taxonomy places the organism in Eukaryota, Fungi, Glomeromycota, Glomeromycetes, Diversisporales, Diversisporaceae. The record is from the annotation of a GenBank genome assembly.